Messenger RNA from Pelobates cultripes (western spadefoot toad), 463 nucleotides. The record is from the annotation of a GenBank genome assembly. NCBI's taxonomy places the organism in Eukaryota, Metazoa, Chordata, Amphibia, Anura, Pelobatidae.
AUGAAGAAGAGCAUUAGGAAGGACAAGAAAGACUACAUAGAUGGACUGGCAGCUAAAGAAGAACAGGCAGCAUACAACAGCAACAUGAAACAGCUGUACGACACGACUAAGAAACUGUCUGGGAGGUACAGCAAGCCAGAACAGCCCAUGAAGGGCAAGAAGGGAAAGGUCAUUACAUGACUAGUGCAGCAGAUGAAUAGAUGAUUUGAACACUUUGAGGAGCUCCUGACCAGACCAGCACCUCCCCAUUAACUGCAGAAAGAUGACUAGAGAAGAGAUCAGGAAGCCCAUCACCCUGAUGAAGAAUGGGAAGGCAGCUGGACCUGAUAACAUACCUGCAGAGGCCCUGAAAGCAGACCUGAAAUCAUCAGUGGAGAUGCUGUACCCACUCUUCGAGAAGAUCUGGGAGGAAGAAGAGAUUCUGGAAGGAGGGUUAUCUUAUCAAGCUUCCAAAGAAAGGUGA